AUUAACCAUCGAUUAUUGUAUGGAAGGAAAAUAUAUGAUCCCGAUAUUAUGACAUGCUGGUAGUACGUACGUGCGUACGUAAUACUGGCUAGACUAUAUAUUUUUAACAAUAAUUUUGUUUAUUUAACUGAAGCAAUUAUUAAGUAUAAUGUAAACGCUGGAGAAAUUACGUAAUACAAAUAAACAAUGGACAAGCCUGCGCGAUGCCCUUCAUUUAAAUUGUAACUAGAAUGAGAGUUUUUAUUAAAAUACCCAGUAAUAUUCCAAGGUGAUCACUUGCCUUUCUCUUAGGAAGAAUUUUUUUGAUUAUUUGAUUCGCUAUUGUCGGCUUGAAUUAAACAUGGCUUUGAAACGUCUGAGCGGCAAAAUUGCCAUAGUGACGGCUUCCACAGAUGGAAUUGGCUUAGCUAUAGCUCGUAGAUUGGGCAACGAAGGCGCAAAAGUGAUUAUUAGUAGUAGAAAAGAACCAAACGUUCUGAGGGCCACUAAAGAACUGACAGAUGAAGGAUUGGAAGUUAAAGGAUUAGUUUGUCAUGUUUCAAAUCAAGACGAAAGGAAUAAGUUGUUCGAAGAGGCAAAAAAAUUGGGGGGACUGGAUAUCUUGGUUUCCAAUGCUGCUGUUAAUCCAUUUUUUGGAGGAAUGUUGGAUUGCGACGAAAAAAUGUUUGACAAAAUAUUCGAUGUCAACGUCAAGUCCUCCUUUCUACUGGCUAGAGAGGCCUUACCAUUUUUACGCAAAAGUCAGCAGGGUAGAAUUAUUUUUAUAUCUUCAAUUUCAGCUUAUAUGGUGGAUGAUAUUUUGGGACCCUAUUCAUUCAGUAAAACUGCUUUGCUGGGUCUUACAAAGACAAUCGCAAAGCAUUUGGGUCCUGACGGGAUUACGGUGAAUUGUGUUUGCCCUGGACACAUUGAGACUAGAUUCUCUCAUGUGAUGAGAAAAACUGAUGAAAUUAUGAAAGAGGAGUUAAAAAAAAUCCCCAUGGGAAGGUUGGGUCAGGCUCACGAAAUAGCCCCACUUAUAGCAUUUUUGGCAUCCGAAGAUGGGUCUUACAUUACCGGCGAGAAUAUAGUUGCAGCAGGCGGUUUGAAAACCAGAAUUUAAUAUUUGUUAUAUUUUAUAAUUUUUAAUAUUACAAAUACAAUAAAU
Messenger RNA from Cylas formicarius (sweet potato weevil), 1147 nucleotides. Its product is annotated as dehydrogenase/reductase SDR family member 4-like. NCBI's taxonomy places the organism in Eukaryota, Metazoa, Arthropoda, Insecta, Coleoptera, Brentidae. The record is from RefSeq and is a predicted model, not a curated record. The transcript has 7 exons. Gene Ontology annotation, molecular function: carbonyl reductase (NADPH) activity. The coding region runs from base 341 to 1102 and encodes 253 amino acids.